Molecule: messenger RNA, 441 nt
Organism: Lactuca saligna
Lineage: Eukaryota; Viridiplantae; Streptophyta; Magnoliopsida; Asterales; Asteraceae
Source: the annotation of a GenBank genome assembly
AUGGUUUCAUCACAUGCUGGGACAAAAGAAGCCAGUCAGGCAAAAUAUAUCUUGAUACUGAACAUCAUUCAGGGAGAAGUUGACCCAACUCAGGUUCAUGAUAGUUUGCAGCGAAUACGUGAAAGAAAGCUUGUUAAUUUCAUUGAAUGGGCUCCUGCUAGCAUUCAGGAGGAUGAACUCUCAAAAGCAAUUAUUUUGUAUAGAGUAGAAGCAGAUACUUGGAAUGCAUUUGUUGAGUUUCUAGAAGCUGCUUGGGAUUUCCAGUAUUCUUUUAUGGAGGAAAAGGAAAAGAAGGUCAAGUAUGUUCUUACUAUCUUUGGUGCAGUAGAUAGUGUUAAAGAGCAAUUUUACCAAGCAAUUGAUAAUGUUUUUAGUGUCGGGAGGGAGAAUGGUGGUGGUGCUGUUUAUGCUCGAGUUGGUACCACCGAGAUGAAGAAGUAA